GGCAAGAGUGUACGCGCAAGUGGUGCGAAAAUUACACAAUGCGGAAUUAUAAAAAAACCACUGAGCGUGGUACGAAGUCCGUUGAGCUGAUGAAGCGAGCGGCUGAUUUAGUCGCAAAUGAAGAUAAAUCAAUAAGGCAAGUUUGUCGUGACUAUGAGAUUAGCAGAACUUCAUUGAAGAGAUUCAUGGCGCGGUUAAAGGAAAAUCCGGAGUCGCCAAAAUUUGGCUACGGCACUCCCAGAUUAGUGUUUAACCAAGAACAAGAAACUUCUCUCUGCGAGUAUUUACUGACACUUGCACAAAUCUUUCACGGUAUAGGCCCUAAAGAUGUUCGUCGCUUGGCUUAUGAAUGCGCUGUAAAAUAUAAUUUGAAGAUUCCUGAGGUAUGGCACACAAAUAAGAUGGCUGGAAAGGACUGGCUGACGGGAUUCUUGUCAAGGAAUGACCGUCUCUCUAUCAGGAAGCCAGAGGCUACUAGUUUGAGCAACCUCUUUCAAUCGAACGAACGUUUGUGA
Galleria mellonella (greater wax moth) is the source of this 515-nucleotide messenger RNA. RefSeq lists its product as uncharacterized. Lineage: Eukaryota; Metazoa; Arthropoda; Insecta; Lepidoptera; Pyralidae. The transcript is spliced from 2 exons. The coding region runs from base 39 to 515 and encodes 158 amino acids. The record is from RefSeq and is a predicted model, not a curated record.